CCUCAACCCAGAAAAUCCUCCAACACCUCCUCCUUCAUCAUAAUGGGGAGUGGUUUUGCUUCUAUGACACAACAAUUCUGCAAUUAGAUGUUCUAAAGAUAUAUAAUAAACACACCUCCACAAUGGCCACUUCCUGAAAAAUCAUGGCUGAGAGGUUGUUGGUAACAGCACUGAAGGGAGGCACUAACACUAAGAUCAUUACUUUGAGUAGGAAGAAGAUGACAAAGAUGCCCUCAGGACUAGAAAAGCUGCCUGGUCUGAGGACUCUAUAUCUUCAAAAUAAUUUCAUCUGUAAAGUGUGCCCUGAGCUAAGCACCUUGACCAAGUUGACAUUACUAAAUAUGGGAAACAACCUCUUUGAAGAAGUUCCUGAAGAGUUGAAACACCUUAAAUCCCUGAAGAAGCUUCAUUUGUUUGGGAACAGGAUUUGUAGAAUUGCUCCUGGCGUCUUUGAUGGCUUGCAAGAAUUGGUUCUGCUUAAUCUGAAUGGCAAUCGACUUACGAGUCUUCCUCAAGAAAUCAGCAGGUUAAGGAAUCUUACCUACCUAAGCAUCAGUCAUAACAAGCUCACCAGGAUUCCUACUGAGCUUUGUUCCCUUGAGCAUCUCUCAGUACUGUAUCUUAACUACAAUCAGCUCAUGUGCAUCCCUGACGAGAUCAAGUGCUUACACAAUCUUCAGAAGCUUUUCCUGGCUCGGAACAACAUUGACGUUAUGCCAGAGGGAAUUUGUCACCUUAAAAAACUAAGAAUCCUGGACAUAGCUGGAAAUGUUAUUCAGAUAUUUCCAGCGGGCUUUCAGAAUCUAAAGCUGAGAGAGUUCUACUGUGAGGGAAACCCACUUUUCGUGAAGCGGCCAAUUUCUGCUAACCAACCUAAAGACAUCUGGACUCUACGGGAAAUAGCAGCAAGAUUUGUCCUCCUUCAGUUAGAAGAAAACAACCCUUUGAUUUUGAAUGACAUAGAGAACUAUCCAGAAACCAAAGACACAAUCUCCAAGGCCAAAAAAUGUGCAGUGUGUACAAAACCCUUUUUAUCUGAGUGGCUGGAAUGUGUUCAGUUUUUUCCUCCAUGGAAGAACUGUAAGAUAAGCAAAAACCUACAGCUGAUACCUCUCCGGAUACUACUUUGUUCCUACCAAUGCUUUGACCAGCGCUCUCCUAACGUCUUUGGAAUUGUUGAAGAGUUGAGCAGAGAUUUCGGCAUAAUAGAGGAUAAUGAGAAACAAUUUGGAAGCAAUAUGGUUUCCUCAGAGGUUUCACAGAAAUUGAAACCUCCUUUAACAGGUUUCAUUUCAUUCUUCUGCCAGACAAAUUUGCUGAAGAUCACAAAGUCAACAAGUGGCAGAAUUAGAAUUCAAACCUUCAUUGAUACCGUGUCCUGUCAUUGA
This is a messenger RNA of Acomys russatus (golden spiny mouse), 1388 nucleotides long. RefSeq names its product leucine rich repeat containing 69 (gene Lrrc69). NCBI's taxonomy places the organism in Eukaryota, Metazoa, Chordata, Mammalia, Rodentia, Muridae. Bases 144 to 1388 code for a protein of 414 amino acids. Gene Ontology annotation, molecular function: protein binding. The record is from RefSeq and is a predicted model, not a curated record. The transcript has 10 exons.